AUGUCUGAAAAUGGAAAGAUUAUAUUCGUAACGGUUGGUUCAACCGGGUUUGAUCAAAUAGUUAAUCUUAUCUCAUCAAUACCAUGUCUCAAAUUAUUAAAAUCUCAAGGAUUCGCCAAAUUAAUCGUUCAAUAUGGAAAAAGUCAAAAUGCGUUUAAUGAUGCGAUUCAAACGCGUAAUAAUCAGAUAAACGAAAUUGAAAUCAUUGGGUAUGAUUAUAAACCAUCAUUAAGUGAGGAUAUGAAAAAUGCGGAUCUGAUUAUUAGUCAUGCUGGAUCGGGUUCUAUCCUAGAAUCACUUCGUUUUCAUAAACCUUUAAUUGUAGUAGUGAAUGAGAAUUUAAUGGAUAAUCAUCAAAUGGAACUUGCUAUUGAAUUACAAAAUAAAGGUUAUCUUGUGUAUAGUUCGAUCAGUGAUCUUUUGGAGGUUUUGAAUUCGUGUACUUACGAAAACUUGAUCCCUUUUCCGGUACUGGACAAAUCACUUUUUGCAAAUGUUUUAAGUGAACUUUGA
This is a messenger RNA of Funneliformis geosporum, 513 nucleotides long. Lineage: Eukaryota; Fungi; Glomeromycota; Glomeromycetes; Glomerales; Glomeraceae. The record is from the annotation of a GenBank genome assembly.